Nanorana parkeri is the source of this 945-nucleotide messenger RNA. It is a transcript of the gene DUSP12, whose product is annotated as dual specificity phosphatase 12. Gene Ontology annotation, molecular function: protein tyrosine/serine/threonine phosphatase activity. NCBI's taxonomy places the organism in Eukaryota, Metazoa, Chordata, Amphibia, Anura, Dicroglossidae. Gene Ontology annotation, biological process: protein dephosphorylation. The transcript has 6 exons. The coding region runs from base 38 to 937 and encodes 299 amino acids. Gene Ontology annotation, cellular component: nucleus. The record is from RefSeq and is a predicted model, not a curated record.
CAGGACCAUCUGUUGAUUUCUGACUUUUAUCUGAAAAAUGAUUCUUGUGCUGCCAAGACUAUAUAUUGGUAGCAUAAAUGAUGUUGCAGAUGUACUGCAUUUACAGAAAGCUGGCAUCACCCACAUACUUACUGUAGACAGCGUACAACCUGAUCUAGCUUUGUUUCAGACAAAGUUUGUUAAAUUGUUGGAUGAUUCCAGUGCAGACAUUUUGAGUUGCUUGCCUGAGUGUCUAAACUUUUUGAAGGAAGCAUUGGUAACACCUGAAUCAUCUGCUCUUGUUCACUGCCAUGCUGGAGUUAGCCGGAGUGCUGCUGUAGUUAUAGCUUACCUGAUGAACACAACAAGAUGUACCUAUGAAGAGGCAUACAUACGAUUACAAGAUGCAAAAUCUGAUAUUAAAAUCAAUGACGAGUUUGUAAACCAACUAGAAAUUUUUGACGCUAUGGGUUGUGAAGUGGAUAUGAGUAGUGCAAUUUAUAAACAGUACCGACUGCAGAAAAUAACAGAAAAAUACCCUGAACUGCAAAACUUACCACGUGAAGUGUUUGCUUUGGAUCCUAGUUCUAUAGCUCAGACUACAGAGGUUCUCUAUCGCUGUCGGAAAUGCAGACGUUCUUUAUUCCGCGCAGGAAGUAUUUUAGAUCACUCCUUAGGGGCUGGACCUGUGGCGUUUGCUCAUAAAAAAUUGGCUAUACUAAAUAGCUCAGACUCUGCCAAAUGCACCUCACACUUUGUAGAGCCUGUGCAAUGGAUGGAGGAAAGUCUUUUGGGAAAAAUGGACGGACAGCUCCUCUGCCCCAAAUGUCACUCAAAAUUGGGCUCAUUCAACUGGUAUGGAGAGCAAUGUUCUUGUGGUCGGUGGGUGACUCCAGCAUUCAAGGUUCAUAAGAAUAGAGUUGAUGAGGUGAAGCCUUUGCCUAUCUGUGGAAGGUGAUACGUUCA